GAACAGCAUGUGAGAUUGCAAGAAUCUUCAAGAAUGAUGACAUUUUUAAGCUUUUGGGAGGUGAAAAAAAUAACACCUUAACACAUACAACGCAUGGUUCACCAUUUCCCGAAAAUUAUACGACCGUUUUUGCAGGAAACCCAUUAAAUAGAUUUGGCUGGAAACGUGAUCAACCUGAAUUUUUAUCCAUACUUGCUCAUUCACCAAAAUCAAAAUAUCUUAUUUUAAAUGAUUUAAAAGUGCUAUUUAAUAAUGAAGGAACUAUUCAUUAUGCUCAAUAUAAAGACUUGGCCUCUAUAGUAAAUUUAAUUUAUACAAAGGAAAAUAGUUAUAACCCUUCUUCAAAUGUUGCUUUAAUAUUCUUGGGUAUUGAUGAAAGUCAAGGUCAAGGUGAAGAAGGAGAAGCUUAUUGGGCAUUAGAUUUAACACCCAAAGAAGCAGAUGAGAAAGAAUGUAAAGAAUUAAUCCAAGUCUUUGAAGCAAAUGGUUUUGAGUUUUGUUCUAUACUUUCACGGGCAUUUACCAUGGAAAAAUCAACAAGUGCUAUUAUCGCUCAAGCAAUUGCUAUGGUGGAUUGGAAUAGUCGAAAUAAAUAUUGUCCUGGAUGUGGUAAACGUACUAUUUCAAAUGAAGGUGGUUAUAAGCGUAGUUGCCCGAAAGAAGACAGUGACGAUAAAAGAUGUAUUAGUCAUAAAGGUAUCCAAAACUUUUCUUAUCCUAGAACAGGUAAAAGUCAUAUUAUAGUAUAUACACGAGUGUGUGUGUAG
Messenger RNA from Cokeromyces recurvatus, 767 nucleotides. RefSeq lists its product as uncharacterized. Lineage: Eukaryota; Fungi; Mucoromycota; Mucoromycetes; Mucorales; Mucoraceae. Gene Ontology annotation, cellular component: cytosol. The record is from RefSeq and is a predicted model, not a curated record. The annotation marks the transcript as partial. Gene Ontology annotation, molecular function: metal ion binding; NADH pyrophosphatase activity. Gene Ontology annotation, biological process: NAD+ catabolic process; NADP+ catabolic process. The transcript is spliced from 4 exons.